UCUAUUUUCUUUUUCUCCUAUACUUUUUUCCAUAGCAAUGAUCAUGAUCUGUAUAUUUUACUUGUUAAUUUUAUUAUUUUUUCCUUCCCACCAGUAUGUAAGCUUCAUUAGAGUAGGAGUUUUUGUUUUGUUUAGUACUGGUGAACUACCAGUGCCUAGAGCUGGACCAAGCACAUAGUAGGCUCUCAGAAAGUAUUUGCUUAUCCUUUCCUAGAUUAUGGCCAGUGGCUUAGAGAGGCCACUGAGAUAGCAAUUAAGUCCAUGGAUGUUAGAACCUGGUUCAAAAGCCAGCCUGCCUGAGUUCAAAUCUUGACUAAAUACUUCAACUCUUAGUGCCUUAGUUUUCUCAUCAGUAAAGUAGGGAUAAUCAUGAUACCUACUUCAGAGAGCCUGUAAAGCCCUUAAUAAGUAUUAAGUAUUUAGAACAGUGCCUUGCGUGUAGUUAGUGCUAUAUAUACAUUUCUUAUAAUUAGAUGCACAUGGAGUUAAGAUUUAUAUCAGUAGUUUAGAUUUUCUAAAAUUUUUCAAUGUGUUACCCAUGUUAACAUUCAUUUCCCAUUUUUCUGCUCAUACAGAUUUCUAUGAUUGUUCUUCAGGUUUGGUUAUCUCCAAUCACCUGGCUCUUGCUCUGUCAACUUGGAUGUUUCCUUGUGUACUUUCUCCUACUGUCAUUUAGAAGCUGUUAAAUAGUAAUCUCGCUGGGCCGCAGUUUUCCAAUCUUGAUGGGCCUUGCUAUCGCUAAUGAUUUCCCAGGACGCAAGGAGGUACAAGCCCCACCCCCAAUCCCGCCUCCUUGGUUAUGCCCUCUGGCUGCCAAGGGGAAGGGUGACAGAGUCAGCUGGGCUCAACCUCAAGGGGACCAGGGGGACCAUGGCCAGUACAGAGUCCUUGCUGUUCACAACCUUAGGCGCCCACUCAGAUCCUGACAACAGUGAGAUGGAACUGGACUGCCAGUUUAACGAGGAGUUCAAGUUCAUCCUGCUGCCUGUGACCUAUGCAGUUGUCUUCCUGCUGGGCCUAGGCCUCAACGCCCUGACCAUCUGGCUCUUCCUCUUUCGCCUCCGACCGUGGGAUGCAACAGCCACCUACAUGUUCCACUUAGCCCUGUCAGAUACUUUGUAUGUCCUAUCACUGCCCACUCUUGUCUACUAUUACGCGGCCCGCAACCACUGGCCCUUUGGCACUGGGCUCUGCAAGUUCAUCCGCUUUCUCUUCUAUUGGAACCUCUACUGCAGUGUUCUUUUCCUCACCUGCAUUAGUGUGCACCGAUACCUGGGCAUCUGCCACCCACUGCGGGCGCUGCGCUGGGGCCGCCCACGCCUUGCUGGCCUUCUCUGCCUGGCAGUUUGGUUGGUCGUAGCUGGCUGUCUCGUGCCCAACCUGUUCUUCGUCACCACCAGCCCCAAGGGGGACACCAUCUUGUGCCACGACACCACUCGGCCUGAGGAAUUUGACCAUUAUGUGCACUUCAGUUCGGCAGUCAUGGGGCUUCUCUUUGGUGUGCCCUGCCUGGUCACUCUUGUCUGCUAUGGACGCAUGGCCCAGCGCCUGUAUCGGCCCUUGCCAGGGGCCACCCAGUCAUCUUCCCGUCUGCGCUCUCUGCGUACCAUCGCUGUGGUGCUGACUGUCUUUGCUAUCUGCUUUGUGCCUUUCCACAUCACCCGCACAAUGUAUUACUUGGCAAGGCUGUUGGAAGCUGACUGCAGGGUGCUGAACAUCGUCAACUUGGUCUACAAAGUGACUCGGCCUCUGGCCAGCGCCAAUAGCUGCCUGGAUCCUGUGCUCUAUUUGCUCACUGGGGAAAAGUACCGACGUCAGCUCCAGCGACUCUGCAGGGGUAGGAGGCUCCGGCCCCCCAGGACUGCCUCCUCUCUGGUGCUGGUGUCCCUGCCUAAAGACAGCAGCUGCAGGUGGACAGCUGCCUCCCAGGACAGCGGCUGCCCCACCCCUCGGGCAGGUAGUUUGUAACAUUGGAAGCUGGGAAGUGAGAGAAAGGAGGACAAGUUCCCAGGGGUGGGAUUACCAGGUCAAAGAGCAUGAGUGGUUUCAUAGAGCUUGAUUUCCCAAAGGACAGCACAAAUUUUCAACAUCAAAAUGACACGUGAGUGUUCCAGUUCCCUUGCAGCCCUGGCAUUGGACUUUAUAAGAAAUCUUUUUGGAUGGCUUAAACAUUUAACUUAUUAAUUUCAUUUCUUUGAUUAUUCAUGAGAUUGAACACUUUCCCACAUGUUCACUAUUUGUAUUUUCUCUUGGGUGAAUUGUCUGUUCAUAUUCUUCUUUUUUUUUUUUUUUUUUGUUCAUAUCCUUCUUGAAUUAGUAUCUUAGUGGUAUUCUUUUCUAUAUAAAUGUAUUCUUUAUUUGACAUACAUGUUAACCCUUUGUCAUAUUUGAUAUAACCAUUCCAUUUAUUGUAAUGCCUUUAACUUUAGUUCCUUAUUUUAUCUCCUUGCUUUAAAAUUUCUCUCUGGUAAUUUGCAACCUUGUGAACAUAGUAAAAACUACUGAAUUGUAUACUUAGAAAUGGUGAAUUCUAUAGUAAAUAAACUACAUCUCAAUAAAACUGUUAAAAAGAAAAAACAUUCUGUCUUCCUACUUUUCUCACUCUUAUUACUUCUCUUUGCUUGCUGCUCUUUCUUUUUUAUUCCCUAAGUGAAGAGAGUUCCAAAAUCUGUCAUAGUCAGAGCAUUUGGGGAUUAUUUAAUCCCCUCCCCUCAUCUGAGCUUUGAUUUUUCUCUUGGAGAGAGCAUAUAUGCAUGUGAAUACAAUUCAGUUGACUCAUAGUCCUUGAGAGUACCUUGGAAAUCUUCUAGGACCUGGGCACUGUUUCACUUUACAAAGGAGGAAACAGGUCCUGAGAUAUGACUUGCUCAUGACUUAGUAAGUUAGGGGCAGAGCAGAGACUAGGCCCCAGGGCCCCAGAAUCCCAGAGCUCCUUCCAUUACACCAGGCCAACUCAGUUCCAGGUCUGACCUUUCUCCCAAGCUCUACCUUUGUGUCUUCAGUUGCCCACUGGACAAUUUCACUUGGAUCUUCCAUUGUUACUUCCAACCCAAAUUAUCAAAAACUAAACUCCCUAAACCAGUUUCCCUACUUGUCUCGCUCAUUUGUGUUUAUGGCAUCUUCUUUUUUAAAAAUUUUUUUUCAUUUAUUUUUAUUAGUUGCAUCUUCUUCUUUUCUCAAGUCACCUAGGUUUGAGAAUACUCAGGUAACUUUGACUCUUUGCCCUUCCUGUUUCCUUUAUAGUUCCAGUGCUACCAUUCUAUAAAAGAAGGCCAAUUGUAAUUGACAUGAUGAGGGAAUAAAUGUCUGAAUCUCAUGAAAUAGGGAGGGCAAAGAGUCAGAGUUGCCUGAAUGUUUUCAAGCUUAGGUGACUUUAUGGUUCCAGUGCUACCAUUCUGGGGCUUCCCAAGUGAGUGCAGUGAUAAAGAAUCUACCUGCCAAUGCAGGAGAUGCAAG
Odocoileus virginianus texanus is the source of this 3456-nucleotide messenger RNA. It is a transcript of the gene P2RY4, whose product is annotated as pyrimidinergic receptor P2Y4. NCBI's taxonomy places the organism in Eukaryota, Metazoa, Chordata, Mammalia, Artiodactyla, Cervidae. Gene Ontology annotation, biological process: transepithelial chloride transport; G protein-coupled receptor signaling pathway. The record is from RefSeq and is a predicted model, not a curated record. Gene Ontology annotation, cellular component: plasma membrane. Gene Ontology annotation, molecular function: G protein-coupled UTP receptor activity; G protein-coupled purinergic nucleotide receptor activity.